This is a messenger RNA of Fonsecaea multimorphosa CBS 102226, 1053 nucleotides long. RefSeq lists its product as uncharacterized. Gene Ontology annotation, biological process: regulation of transcription by RNA polymerase II. Gene Ontology annotation, molecular function: DNA-binding transcription factor activity, RNA polymerase II-specific; RNA polymerase II cis-regulatory region sequence-specific DNA binding. Gene Ontology annotation, cellular component: chromatin. The transcript has 3 exons. NCBI's taxonomy places the organism in Eukaryota, Fungi, Ascomycota, Eurotiomycetes, Chaetothyriales, Herpotrichiellaceae. Bases 1 to 1053 code for a protein of 350 amino acids. The record is from RefSeq and is a predicted model, not a curated record.
AUGUGCGACGACAGCAACCACAGGCCGACUCGAACUAAACCAGCCUCGUCCAGUCACAAAAUCUGUAUCCCAUUCCUGCUGAACUGGGCCAGUCCGACCAGUGGCCUGACCGACACCUUCAAGCCAACGAGUGAUGACCUUGUCGUCCACGCGAGCCCUCGCAGCCACGACGAUAUAGCAUUUCGCCCCGAAGCUGGAACUGAGUUUAACGACUACUUGCCCCUACCGUUGACACUUGACGAUUCUCUGAUCGACUUUGGGCUAGAUGCAGGAGUUUCUGCACCACUCUCUCCGUCGUUUAUCCUGGGCAUGCCCGAUCAGAUGUCUUUGAGUGCCAUUUUCCCUGUCAUAGAUCGCAGGCAGGAUCAGGACCCGAUUGUGUCAUUGACCGAACAAGUGGACAGUCCAUAUCCUUUCAAUGACAGCGGUAUGGACAGGAAUCUCUCUGCAGAAUUCGCAGACCACUUGACUGCCCUUACCUUGUCGCUUCCACAGAAUCACCCAGAGCAUGCACCGAGCCUCAAUUUGGCCCUUGGAAUGUCGACACUCUCAUCGAUAAACAUCUCGAGGUUUCUACAGCUCUAUUUCCAUCACUGGAAUCGCCAUAGCCCGAUUGUCCAUCCCGGAACCUUCGAUGUCUUGAAUGCUUCCUUACCUCUUCUUUUUGUCAUGACGCUGACUGGCGCCCUGUUCUCCCUAUCUCCCGACGCUGUUACUGUCGCCCGGUCCAUGCUCGAGCUCGCCGAGGAAUUUGCAUUCCGGGACUCGGAUUUCCAGAAGGUCGCGUCUGGCACUUUCCCAGAAGGAGUUGAUCAACGUCGUCGGGCGCUCCAGGCCUUUCAGGCGGCGUUCUGUGCUGCGCAGUUACAGCUUCGGGAAGGUAACAUGUGGAAACGAAAAUGUGUGCGAACUUUCCGAUUUGACCAGAUCAUUUGCGCCGUCCGGACAAUGGGACUUCACAAUGGAGAUCUCCUUACACUCGAUGUUUCAAGUAAAGACACGGGUCUUUCUGACUGGAACCGGUUCGCCGAAGACGAAUCUCGCUUGCGGUAG